Messenger RNA from Baudoinia panamericana UAMH 10762, 963 nucleotides. RefSeq lists its product as uncharacterized. The transcript is spliced from 2 exons. The record is from RefSeq and is a predicted model, not a curated record. The coding region runs from base 1 to 963 and encodes 320 amino acids. NCBI's taxonomy places the organism in Eukaryota, Fungi, Ascomycota, Dothideomycetes, Mycosphaerellales, Teratosphaeriaceae.
AUGUCCGACUUUCUUUGCUACACCCUCUUCUCUCGCAAGUCUGACCCGGACAAUACAGUGCCACAGCUCACAGACGCUCAUGUUGCGUCGGGCUUCGGCUUCUACGUUUUCCAGCUCGGACUGGCCGUCUCUCAGCCAUGCCAUAACCCCGACAUUGCCGACCUAUCUCGACAGAAGGAUGUAGCUGCCCGCUACGACUAUACCGCUGCGAACUUUGACUCCGAGGUCGGGUUCUCGGAGCUCAUCAGCGGCAUAAACAGUAAACGCAAGCGCCUGGCGCAGCAAUGUAAAGGCAACGUGCUGGAGGUGAGCUGCGGUACAGGUCGGAAUCUGGGAUACUACGACAUCAAGUCCAAGAACGGCGAGGUUCAAAGUCUGAGCUUCAUCGAUCUGUCACCGCAAAUGAUUGACGUUUGCCGCAAGAAAUGGGAUGCGCUCUACCGGAAGCCGAUUGAGGCUGGGACGUUGAAGCGUGAUCUGAAAGUACGGUUCAUGACUGGCUCAGCCUUGGAAGCUAUGCCUCUUGCACCAAACGGCAACAAGUACGAUACUGUCUUCCAGACCAUGGGUCUGUGCAGCACAUCAACUCCAGCUGCGCUCCUUGUAAAUAUGGCCAGGCAUCUUGAUCUUUCGAAGUCGGAGUCGCGCAUCCUGCUUCUAGAACAUGGACGAAGCUAUCUACCAUGGAUGAACAGGAUCCUUGACAACGCAGCGGAGAAGCAUGCUGAGAGGCAUGGGUGCUGGUUCAACCGGGAGAUUGGCCAGCUGGUGGAGGAUGCUGCGAGGCAGACUGGGCUCGAAGUUGUGAACGAGCGUCGCUACCAUUUCGGUACGCUGUGGCUGUUCGAACUGAAGCCGACCGACGAGACUGUGAAGCGCGCCGCAUCUACGAUUGCACAGCCGGACAAAGCAGAGGAGCCGAAAGCGGAGGGUCGUUGGCUCAGCAAGCUUGGCUGGUGGUAA